CGCCCCCGACUCGCCGCUCGGCUCCGCUCGGGCAUUUCCGCCUCUUUGUUUUAAACUCCGGACGGGUUUUUUUCUCCUGCUCUUGGGGGGGACCAGGAGGGAGCGGCACCCCCCUCCCGCUCCCGGCGCUGCCCCCGCGUGCGCCCCGCUCGCCCGCAGCCGAGACGGCAGGCUUCAAAAUGUAGCAGAGGGUUCCAGGCUGCCAUGUACAGAAAAUGGACAGAGAGCAAGGGGCAGAAGGGAGGCCCAGAUGUGAAGCCGCGCAAGGCAGAGUGAAGCUGCUGGUGGGGUGCCCCCGCAUCAGGGCCGCAGCCUGAGCGCCCAGUGCAAAGGCAGGAGGAGGCGCUGAAGACAUCUAGAGGAGAAGCCAAAGAUGUUGACCAGAAAGAUUAAACUCUGGGACAUAAACGCCCACAUCACCUGCCGCCUGUGCAGCGGAUAUCUCAUCGAUGCGACCACGGUGACCGAGUGUCUGCAUACGUUCUGUCGGAGUUGCCUGGUCAAGUAUUUGGAGGAGAAUAACACCUGCCCCACGUGUAGGAUCGUGAUCCACCAGAGCCACCCGCUGCAGUACAUUGGUCAUGACAGAACCAUGCAGGACAUUGUUUACAAACUGGUUCCAGGCCUUCAGGAAGCGGAAAUGAGAAAACAGAGGGAAUUCUACCACAAGUUAGGCAUGGAGGUGCCUGGAGACAUCAAGGGGGAGACCUGUUCUGCAAAGCAGCACCUGGAUCCCCACCGGAAUGGUGAAACCAAAGCAGAUGACAGUUCGAACAAAGAGGCCGCAGAGGAGAAGCAGGAGGAGGACAACGACUACCACAGAAGCGACGAGCAGGUGAGCAUCUGCCUGGAAUGCAACAGCAGCAAACUGCGGGGCUUGAAGCGAAAGUGGAUCCGCUGCUCGGCCCAAGCGACCGUCCUGCACCUGAAGAAGUUCAUCGCCAAAAAACUUAACCUUUCAUCUUUCAACGAGCUGGACAUUUUAUGCAACGAGGAGAUCCUGGGCAAGGACCACACGCUCAAAUUUGUGGUUGUCACCAGGUGGAGAUUCAAGAAGGCGCCGCUCCUGCUGCACUACAGACCCAAGAUGGACCUGCUCUGAGCCCGGCCCUGGGCUGGCCCCGCCCCGCCAGGCCGCGGCCGGCAGGCUCCUGGGGACCAGAUUUCUGAACAGAGUAUUUAUAACUUUUGUAUGAGAGAACUCACACUCAACGAGACACUACCAGCACCGCGGUUACGAGAUGACAAAACACUUCACUUCACAGUCUUAGCGGCCGAAGAGGCGCCUCUCACAGACUGGACGGGAAACACAGCGGCCACGCGACCUUCGCUUGCUUUCCAGGCCUUGGAAAUCUGGUCAUUUGAGUUCGAUUGAUGAAUUAGGGUUCACAGUAAGCCUCGAAAAUACUUUAUGUUUAUUGAACCCUUCCUAAGUUAUUGAGAAAAUAUCUUUUCAUGGUGAAUGAUGAUAUUUAUGUUGCCUUUAGCUUCCUGAAGACUUAGAAGGUAUAUAAAGGUUUAAUUUAAAAGCAUACCAAAAGAGGUUUCCAUUAAUGAGUUAGCCACGGUAUUUAAUUUUCCACAUUAGGAAACAGGAAAGGCCGAGAGCUCCCCUGCCUCCCCUCCCCUGGGCUCCGAGGGCCACUCAGCCCUGAGGCGAGAGAGGGUCCCCCCCCCACUCCCUGCCACGCCCCCCAGACGCGGGCACACGCAGGUGGCCCGGUGCGCCGGGCAGGAGGGCCGGAGGCGGCACACUGGUUGGCAGAGCCGUCCUUCUUCUUCAGCCUCACCGGGGGGAGCGGGGCUGCUGUGCUCGGGGCCGCCGCUUCGCUCGCCUGCUUAGUUCUCCCCGUCUUCGUCUUGCUGAAGGCAGAGGUGGCAGCCGUGUGAGGGGUUCCCGGUGGACGAGGGCUGGUGCCACGGGCGUGCGGGCUCCGAUCCGCACCGCGGCCGCCCUGCUUGUGCACGAAGCUCGUGCACCCUGUGGCUGCCCGCAGCAGGCGAUGCGCCCUCAAGCCAAGCCUGGGGGGUGCCUGCUGGCUGCCUUUUCGGUGACUUAACGUCCUAAAGUGCCAGUCACAGGCAGCACACGCUUUGUCAACCCCUUUCUCCUCCCAAAUGUCAAUAUUUUUGUGGAACUAAAGAAUAAAUAUUUCCUUGAAAGUAGUAACUUGGAACGUGGGAGGCAGGAAGGAGAAGGGAACCACUUUCUGGGGCAGUGGAGGCGUUGCCCCGGGUUCUCUGUCCGUCCUCGCCCUCUGCACCCGCACCGCUUUCUCAGAGAGCUUGGCGUUCCACCGCCCUCGCCCGCCGCCUCCGCUCACCCUGCAGGCAGGCGGGGGGGCCUGGGUCCAUCAGCCCCCAUCCACCGCCUCUGUUCACGGACCGUGUCACCUUACUCACUAGCAUUUUUCCCUCCAAUUUGCUUUGAAAGUUAUGGUGGGGUUUCCUCUGCUUCCCAUUUCAUACACGUAGAUGUCAGGAGCGGCCACUAACGAGACCUAAUCUUGGUGACGAGAAAACCACUCAAAUUAAUUCAGUCCAAGUGAUUUUAACGUAAGGCCUUUUACACACAUAAAAACAGAUUAUUGGGGAUUGGCCAAAAUUCAUAUCUUCAUUUAAGCCCAUUAACUCCCAGUGCUGUUUGAAUUGUUCAGUUACCUAAGCUUGCUAUUCAUCCAAAUCGUGUUCUAGAGUUGCUCUACUAGGGUUAAUGAGUAGAUGUGUAUGAGCAAAUAUUACCUGUCUACCUCAGAAUACACAUUACUGCUGAAGCACUCUGCACCACCACACGUUACCACAGUGCGGUUUUCGGGUUAGCGUUAGAACUUGGGUAUUUUCCUGGGUAGUGGAGGAGGGGAGGGUUAAACAGUGUAAGCAUCCACAUUCAAACAAAAUCGACUCACGGUUCAGAUUAGACUGAGUAUCGCUGUAAUAAUCUCAUAAUAUAUAUUUGUAACUUUGUAGCUAUCUUUGAAAUCACUUGAAUCUGCUAUGGUGCUAAGUGGACGUACUUAAAUACACAGAGAGGUGGACGCAGGGCUGACGCGGCCGGCGGGCGGCUGGCCCUCCUGUGACCCCCUUUUGUAACCGUGUCAACCUGACGAAACCUCAGCAGCAGAAGUACCUAUUUUUCUAAGAUCCCUCACGCAGACUGUCUUCGCUGCAGGACGGCCCCGGGGACCCCCGCCCCCCAGCUGACGGGAGCCCAGAGCCUGCGUCCCAGGGCAGCUUCCGUGGCCCCUACCCCGCCGUCAUGCUUUCGUUUCACAUCAUAAAGCUGAAUUUAAUUUCCAGCAUGAAAGCCAGGAUCAGUUAGUGAUUGGAUCCUGCUAAGUUUUUUCUUUUAACAGAUGGAGUUACUGUGAAGUAGUUUUCACGCCUGUUCAUGCUGGUAAAGCAAGAGCCGCUCAGUUACCUUCCUGCGUCACCGGCACCGGCACCGGCACCGGCACCGGCAGCGGGAUGCCCUGCCCGGCACGUGGUCUCGCUAAACGCAGUUUUCAUGAAAAUAGAAAAUUCAGAUAGAAUAUAUAAAUAUUGAAUUUAAGAUUUGGGGGGUUAAAGAAAAGAAAACUUAACUUUAUAAAAUUAUUUAUUCUAUUUUAAGCCUUCUAUCAUAUUUUCCCAUCCGAUUGUUUGGUUUCCGUGGUCCAGCUUUAUUUACAGGCAUAUAAGAUGAAAUUGUGACAUGUUUUGCAAGCUUCUUCUUUUACUUUGAGUAGCUUUUAAUUUGUACGUUUUGUUCUAUAUAGCUGAGGAGCAUUGUUUAUGCUUUUGUGCAAUAGGUCCCAGGAUGCGUUUAUUAGACAUCUGUUUAAGUUGUAAUGUUGCAUCUCUUCUGCUAAAUUGAAAGGGAACGUAGGUGGAAUUUCAAAAUAUGUACAUUCAGCUAUUUGGCUUUCCUUUUCAUUGUUGUUAUAAGAAUGCUGUUUCUGGGGAUGGUUUGUGUGUGUGCAAGAAUGCCUGUCAGCAAUAUUUUAGGGCGCGAGACCGGGCAGGCUGCCGUGAGGUGGUGCGUGGCCAUCCUGGACCGGCCUCGCGGCCGCCCCAGGUCUGCUAUUUUCAGACCCCGAGUGCGGCCCUUGGAUGCCCCACCCCAUGUCGACCAGAGCACGGAUGUGUGGGUGCUAUUUUCCCCGUGGGCUCCCGAGCCCUCUGGGGCGUGUGGCCUCUGGUGCCUCCUUGUGGCGAAGUCUUUAGCGAUCCAUUUCCUUUUAUCCUCAAAGCGCACAGGAUGGCAUUUUACAGCAAUUUAAAAUGUGUCAUUGGAUUGAAUGUUCCAGGAACGAGCCAGCUGAUUUCUACUUUAUACGUGAGUAUUAGAUGUGCUUUUAAGACACUGAAAAUAAACUGAGCUCAGAUAAAUCA
This is a messenger RNA of Hyaena hyaena (striped hyena), 4371 nucleotides long. It is a transcript of the gene PCGF3, whose product is annotated as polycomb group ring finger 3. Gene Ontology annotation, cellular component: PRC1 complex. NCBI's taxonomy places the organism in Eukaryota, Metazoa, Chordata, Mammalia, Carnivora, Hyaenidae. Bases 374 to 1102 code for a protein of 242 amino acids. The transcript has 11 exons. The record is from RefSeq and is a predicted model, not a curated record. Gene Ontology annotation, biological process: regulation of transcription by RNA polymerase II.